AUGGAGCCUAUAAUUGGAUCCAUUUCUGCAGAUAGAGAGUGGAGCUUUCUUACCACCACAGAGGAGGCUGAUUCCAUGGCACAAUUACUCAAAAAUGAGCGGCUCGACGGGGGGAAUAGUAGUUAUAGUAGUAAUCAGUUGUUUCACCAUGAUUCGAGCCAGCAAGAGAGCUACUACUUUAACGAUUCCAACCCGAUAGCUUCGAUGGAUUAUUUUGGUAUGGCAAUGGCAGAUGCAGCUGCUACAAGCAAUGCUGCUCCAUAUCUGAUUGAAGUUGAUGAUAACACCUGCUUGAACCAAGAUAUGAGUGAUGGUAAUCCAGAUGAUGAUCAGUCUGCUAAAAGGUCGCCGGAAUCUAGCAAGAAUACGCGGCAGACCCAAAUGGAAUCAUCAGAGAUGCAAAUUGCAGAACCAGCUGCAAUAGAAGAUGAGAGUUCUAGGAAAAGGUCGCGGAGUAUGAGCAAUGUUCAGAAUAAUAAGAGAAAUCUGAGACCAAAGAAGAGCCAGAAGAUUGAAAAGGAUGGCAUUAAUGCAACUGGAUACUGGCAAAGCACAAGCCGUUGCUGCUCGGAGGACGACGGGACAAGUGGCUCUCAGGAGUUGAAUAAUGAAGGAGAAAGUUGUAGCUUGAGCUCAAAAGGGACUUCUGCCCUUAACUUGAAUGGCAAAACAAAAGCAAGCAGAGGUGCAGCCACUGAUCCCCAGAGCUGCUAUGCAAGGAAGAGGAGGGAGAGAAUAAAUGAGAGGCUGAGGGUUCUGCAGAAGCUUGUCCCAAAUGGAACAAAGGUUGACAUCAGUACAAUGCUUGACGAUGCUGUGCAGUAUGUCAAGUUCUUGCAGCUUCAAAUUAAGCUAUUGAGCUCAGAUGAUCUGUGGAUGUAUGCUCCCAUUGCUUACAAUGGAAUGAACAUUGGACUUGACAUUAAAAUCCCAACUCACAAAGAUGAAUCUAAGAGAUAA
This is a messenger RNA of Tripterygium wilfordii, 960 nucleotides long. Its product is annotated as transcription factor bHLH84-like. The transcript is spliced from 5 exons. Gene Ontology annotation, biological process: regulation of transcription by RNA polymerase II. Gene Ontology annotation, molecular function: RNA polymerase II cis-regulatory region sequence-specific DNA binding; protein dimerization activity; DNA-binding transcription factor activity, RNA polymerase II-specific. The record is from RefSeq and is a predicted model, not a curated record. Lineage: Eukaryota; Viridiplantae; Streptophyta; Magnoliopsida; Celastrales; Celastraceae. The coding region runs from base 1 to 960 and encodes 319 amino acids. Gene Ontology annotation, cellular component: nucleus.